AUGAGCAGCACUGGCCUUUUUAUCGGCCAUGAUAAACGGAUAGACUCCAAGCCUCAUAACAUAACUCCCAUUGCAAUUAAGCAGCAAGUAAUGAGCUACAUCGAUUCUUUUCCAAAAAUCGAGUCUCACUAUUGUAGACGAGACUCAAAAAAAGAGUACCUCUCACCAGAACUAAACAUUUCCAUAAUGUAUCGCCUAUAUCAGGAAUAUUGCGAAGAAAAUGAUAUGAGUCCUGUAUCUAGGUUCGUGUAUCAAAGUAUAUUACAUGAACAUGACCCACCGCUUUCUUUUUAUAAGCCAAAAAAAGACCAAUGUACUGUAUGCAAUGUUUUCAAGGCAUCGCAAAACAAAGAACCUUCACGUGUCAACUUCGAAAACCAUAAACGUCGAGAGAAGGAGUCACUAGAAAUGAAAGAGAAUGAUAAAAAACGUGCAGUUGAAAACAAGGGAAGAGAGUUCAGAGCAAUCUCUUUUGAUUUGCAAGCCAUUUUGCCCAUUCCCUUUGCAGGUGAUAGUCAAGUAUAUUAUAAAUCUCACCUCAAUGUAUACAACUUAACAAUCUAUGAUUGCUCGAACAAGGAUGGUAUUUGUUACGUAUGGGAUGAAACACACGGCAGCAAGGGGAGCUCGGAAAUUGGAACUUGUCUUUAUAAGUAUUUGCAAAGUUUACCUCAAACUGUUGAACACGUAGCUACAUUUUCAGACACCUGUGGUGGUCAAAACCGCAAUAAGUUCGUUAGCGCUGCAAUGCUAUACUCAGUUAAUAAGCUGACUAAUUUGAAAACCAUCGAUCUAAAGUUCAUGGAGUCCGGACAUUCCUAUUUAGAGGCCGACUCCAUGCAUGCCACUAUAGAAAGAGCAAGAAGACAUAAAAAAUUUAUACUACACGUGAAUGGUGUCUACUAA
Acanthoscelides obtectus is the source of this 906-nucleotide messenger RNA. Lineage: Eukaryota; Metazoa; Arthropoda; Insecta; Coleoptera; Chrysomelidae. The record is from the annotation of a GenBank genome assembly.